Ambispora leptoticha is the source of this 738-nucleotide messenger RNA. Lineage: Eukaryota; Fungi; Glomeromycota; Glomeromycetes; Archaeosporales; Ambisporaceae. The record is from the annotation of a GenBank genome assembly.
AUGUCUUUCUCAGAAAAACAACAAAGUAUAUGUGCACAAAUUAUCGAGAACAACUCACCAAAUUCUUUUUUUAAUACAACAAUAAUAAACAGCCUAUCGGAUGUUAUCAUCAAGGUUCCAUUUCCGCCAAAAAUAACUCCUCAAGAAUUGGCACAAAAUAAAAUUGGCAAGAAGAAGUCAAAAAAUCUCAAUGCAUUUAUUGUAUAUCGAAAACAAUAUCUCGAACAAAUGCAUCGUUUAGGACUUAAGCCCAACAUGGUUCAACUUUCAAGAAAAGCUGGUUCCGCAUGGGAAAAAGAGCCGCAGAAGGUUAAAAAAUGGUAUAAAGAUUUAGCUGAAAAAGUUGUCGACAUUUUGACGGAAAGGCAGAUAAAAUCUUCCGACUUUGUCGAAAAUGAUUGGAAUAUUUAUACAUGUAAUGUGAAACAAAAUGUAAAAGAAAGAAGUAACUUCUCUAUAAAAACACAACCUGAAACAAAGAGAAUCGAAUAUGUUCAACCGCAAGAACUGGAAUCUACUUUUGAAAGUCCAACGAUAUCAAACCUCGAAAUUUCACCAUUAAAUUUUCCUUUAUAUAUCGAUGGGAUUUAUGGGACGUUUUCCCUUAUGAAUGAUAACACAACAACACUACCCCAGCAAUUUAUAGAAUCGAAUCCUGAUUUUUCUUCCCCGGCAUUAUUUGACUUUUCGCCAUUUCUUUGUAAUGAUAGCAUCCUCGAUCUCACUUUUUUUCAAUAA